UAUCUAAUUUCAGUAUUUUUUUGGUUAAAUUACUUACUCUCUCUCCCCCUAAACCCUAACGUCAUCUCUUAACUGUUCCCUUCCCCAACCCCUCCCAACUCAGUGACUCAGUCACUCUCCCCGCUCCUUCUCAAUCUCCGAUCUCUUCUUUUGGUCUUUUCUUCUUAAAUUUCUUCUUCCAAUUCUUCUUAUAGCUCUCUUUUGGUCUAAAUUAGUUUGUAUAAUUGUAUAAUUAAUAUAACUCUCUUUUUGAAAAAUUCAUACUUUUUCUCUUUGGUUGCUGAGAAAAAGGAAGGAUAGGAAAUAAAAUAGCACUAUAUUUAUUUUAAAUUCUGCGGAGGAUGGUUUACUGUAAUAAUUGCUCCAGAAACGUUUCUGGAGAACGCCUCGAUGAAGGUCUUUUGUCGUGUUCUUUUUGCGGGAAGGUGUUGGAAGAAUACAAUUUUGCAACCGAACCUCAAUUCGUUAAAGAUUCAGCUGGCCAGAGCAAACUGUCCGGAAAUUUUGUAAGGUCUGUUCAAGCUAUUUCAGAUUCACGUAGGCGUACUUUGGAUUAUGCUUCUGAGCAAAUGAGUGGUAUGAAGAAUGCAUUACAAAUUGAUGAUUAUAGUGAUGAUGUUGUUCAUACGGCUAGACGCUUUUAUGAAAUCGGCCUUGAGCGGAAUUUCACUAGGGGGCGCAGAUCAGAGCUAGUACAGGCUGCAUGUCUUUAUCUUGCAUGUCGGCAAAAGAGAAAGCCGUUCCUUCUUAUUGAUUUUGCACAUUAUUUAAAAAUAAAUGUUUAUGAGCUUGGCUCUGUAUAUCUGCAGCUUUGCUAUGUGCUGUACCUUGCUGACGGAAAAGAUCUUCAGAAACUAAUUGAUCCUUCAAUUUUUAUUCAUAAAUUUACAAAUGCUUUAAUUCCAGAAGGGAAUGAUGAAGUUGUUAAAACUGCACGUAACAUUUUAGCUAGCAUGAAACGAGACUGGAUGCAGACUGGAAGAAAACCCAGUGGAUUGUGUGGUGCAGCACUGUACAUUUCUGCACUUUCACAUGGUCUGAAGUUUCCUAAGUCAGAAAUUAUAAAGCAUGUUUACAUUUGUGAAGCAACAUUGUCAAAGCGGUUGAUUGAAUUUGAGAAUACUAACGCUGGAGCCUUAACGAUGGAGGAGUUUACGGAAAAGGAGAGGGAGCUUCGAACUAGUUCAUUAACUAGAAAACAACCAAAUACUGGGUCAAAAGAAACCAGCUUAGAUGAAGUGCUAUGUAGGCACAAGGAGAGAAAACCUUUUGCCUAUGGACUUUGUAAUGAAUGUUAUGAAGAGUUCAUGAAGGUUUCAGGAGGGCUUGAUGGAGGAUCAGAUCCACCUGCAUUCCAGCGUGCUGAGAAAGAGAGGCUGGCAAAAUUAUCUAUUGAGGAAAAUGCUAAAAGCAAAUCUAGCUGCACUUCUGCAAGUGGAUCUGAAAAACCUGAAAAUUGUGGAGCUUUAGAAGAUGCAACUAAUAAGGAAGCCAUUGAUGAGGGUGACAAUGAUAAAUUACCUGGAGUUGAUGGUAGUGAUGAUGAAUCAGAUAACUUCUCUGAUAUUGAUGAUUUUGAGGUUGAUGGUUAUCUUCACAAUGAGGAGGAGAAGCGUUUCAAAAAGAUCAUUUGGGAAGAAAUAAACCGGGAAUAUCUUGAGGAACAAGCAGCCAAGGAAGCAGCUGCAGCAGCUGCUAAGGAGGCUUGCAUGGCCAACUAUGAUAAAUGUCCAGAGGACCUCCAAGCUGCACAGGAGCUUGCCGCAGCUGCUGCAGAAGUAGUGGCAAAAUCUAAAAAGGAGAGGCUACAAAAGCGAGCUGCUGAAGCUAAAAAUGCAGGUCCUGCUAAGACUGCUGCUGAGGCAACCCGACAAAUGCUGGUUAAGAAGAGACUAAGCUCAAAAAUCAACUAUGAUGCGUUGGAGAAACUUUUUGAUGAACCGGUGGCUACAGAGAAAUGCAAGAAACAAAGAAUUGAAUCAAAUUUUGAUUCAGAUGAAAAGGAAGAGAGGGCCUCCAAAAUUGGCAAAGAUGAAGGUGAUUAUGAUGAAGGAGAUGAAGAAGAUGGAGGAAUUUAUGAUGAUAAUCCGGACUUUGACAAGCAAGUUUAUGAUUACGAUGACAAUGAGUAUGAUUAUGGUUAUGAUUACGAUGGAUAUUGACUCGUCAUCUUCAUCUUUGGUAAUAGAAAUUGGCAUCUCUAACAAGAACGGUUAUUUUCAAAACUCAAGAGAUAUGAACUCUACUCCUUUGAACAAGCAUUAGUAAAAAAGGGAGAUAAAAAAAUGUGGUUGCAAUUGAUAUUUUCACUUAAAACGUUGUUGAGGGUACAUUAGGGCUCUUUAACCAUAAGUAUUUGAGUGUUGGUAACAUAGAGCUCUUUAACAUCAUGUUGUUGUAUUGUGUUUAAAAUUAUAGAGUCUACUUUGGUAUUUAGACAGGCUAGGACUCCAGUUUUUCCUGGGGUUCAAUAUUAGGAUUUGAGAUUUUUAGUUCUUGUACACAAUUCGUGCUCAGUAAGGGAGAACAAAAGUAAUUAGUUCAUGCGCAAGCUUGAAGCCUCUGUAUAUUAUUUAUAAUAAAAAUAUUUUAUUAUUAAAUAUGAAUUUGAGUUGUGCUUA
Messenger RNA from Gossypium raimondii (Peruvian cotton), 2621 nucleotides. RefSeq lists its product as uncharacterized. Gene Ontology annotation, biological process: transcription by RNA polymerase III; DNA-templated transcription initiation; transcription preinitiation complex assembly. The transcript has 19 exons. The record is from RefSeq and is a predicted model, not a curated record. Gene Ontology annotation, molecular function: RNA polymerase III type 3 promoter sequence-specific DNA binding; RNA polymerase III general transcription initiation factor activity; TBP-class protein binding. Gene Ontology annotation, cellular component: nucleus; transcription factor TFIIIB complex; transcription preinitiation complex. NCBI's taxonomy places the organism in Eukaryota, Viridiplantae, Streptophyta, Magnoliopsida, Malvales, Malvaceae. The coding region runs from base 342 to 2162 and encodes 606 amino acids.